Sorghum bicolor (sorghum) is the source of this 1311-nucleotide messenger RNA. Its product is annotated as proliferating cell nuclear antigen. Gene Ontology annotation, cellular component: PCNA complex. Gene Ontology annotation, molecular function: DNA polymerase processivity factor activity; DNA binding. Bases 190 to 1056 code for a protein of 288 amino acids. The transcript is spliced from 4 exons. Gene Ontology annotation, biological process: regulation of DNA replication; mismatch repair; translesion synthesis. The record is from RefSeq and is a predicted model, not a curated record. NCBI's taxonomy places the organism in Eukaryota, Viridiplantae, Streptophyta, Magnoliopsida, Poales, Poaceae.
GGUAGCAACUAUAACCAUGCAUAAACCCUUCCUCUUCCCCUACGCCGCCGCCGCUGGGCCGUCCCUUUCCCCUUCCUUCAUCCCCCUCCGCCGCUCUCCCAUCCCAAACCUCUCCUCGCACCCGCCCAGAUCCUAUAGCUAGAGUUUCCCCAUCUUCCCCUACGCCGCCGCCAGGCCGUCCCCGCCAGCAUGUUGGAGUUGCGGUUGGUGCAGGCGACCCUCCUCAAGAAUGUCCUGGAGGCGCUCAGCGUCAGCGACCUGUUCAGUGAGGCCAACUUCGAAUUCUCGGGCACGGGCUUGGAGCUCCAGGCCAUGGACACCAGCCGCGUCGCGCUCGUCGCGCUCCUCCUCCGCGCCGAUGCCUUCAAUCACUACCGCUGCGACAGCGACCUCUCCAUGGGCCUGAACCUCGCCGACAUGGCCAAGGUUUUCCGCUGCGCCAACAACGACGACAUCCUCACCAUCAAAACCGAGGAUGGCUGGCCCGAUAGCGUUAUCUUCAUGUUCGAGUCGCCCAAGGUUGGUGAGAUUUCGUAUUUUGAUUUCGAUUUCGAUUUCGAUUUCGAUUUCGAUUACGUGGGCAUCAACGGCGUGCCCCUCGAAAUCCCGGAAUCCCCGGAAUCCUACCAGGCCAUAGUCCGCAUGCCCUCUGCCAAGUUUAUGCGUAUCUGCAAGAAGCUCAUCAGCGUCGGGGACAGGGAGGACAGGGACACUGUUGUCAUUAUCUCGAUGGAUAACGAGCGUGUCGACUUCUUCACUCGGGGAAAAGCUGGGACCUCAACAAUUUUCUGCACUGUUGGCAAGUCAAAAGAACCUAUCCUUAUAGAGAUGAAAGAAAAGGUUUCCCUGACCUUUGACCUGAGGUACGUGAACUCCUUCUCCAAGGUGUCUACCCUGUCUGAUCAAGUGACUAUCAGUCUUUCAUCGGAGCUACCUGCGGUGUUCGAGUACAAGAUCGUAGAGAUGGGCUACAUCAGAUAUUACAUGAUGCCAAGGAUCGAGAUGCAGAAUGAGGGAGAUGAGAUGCAGAAUGAGGGAGAUGAGAUGCAGAACUGAUGACUAGCGGGGAUACGUAUGGUCAUGUUGCCUACUUUGUCUUUCCACCAUCAAUUGCUUGACUAUUGUUUGCAAGCAAAAAAGAUGUUAUGUCUCAUCUGUUUAGGCCAGACAGAUUCAGCUGCUUGUAUCAGUAUCUGCUAUGAGUCCUUGGAUUUACGGUGAAUUCUAGAUGAGUGGAUUUGUGUUUUGUGCAUUGGUAUAUAGUGUGCUGUUUGAUCCGGUCACACAAUUUAUUUGUUGGGAGGCCAAAAA